CAAAUAGGAUUAAAUGAUUUGUCCAAGGUCUCACAACUAUUAAGUUUCUGAGACCAGAUUUGAACUCAAGGAGAUAAAUCUUCUUGACUCCAGAUUUGUCAUUCUAUCCAUUAUUCCACCUAGCUGGCCUCCAAAUAUAUAUUUAAAUGAAUAAUAAGUAAAUAAAUAAAUAAAAGGUUAAUGAAGGAGGGAGAACUAAUGACUAGAGAGAAUAAGGAAAGGUAUCAUGCAGGAGAUGGUGUUUGAACUGAACGUUAAAUGAAAUUAAUGAUUCUAAGAGAUACACAUAAGGAAGGAACACAUUCCAGCCAUGGGGGAGAGAUGAUGCAAAAGUAGAGAGAUGAAAGCUUGGAUAGAGUGGGUGAAGGACAAAGAAGAAGACCAGUAUGACUGGACAUAGGAUAUGAGAAGGAGAAGAAUGUAUAAUGAAGUUGGAAAAGUAGUUUGGGGAUAGGUUGGAAAAGACUUUAAAGGCCAAACGGGAGUCUGUAUUUGAUACUAAAGGGAGAUUGUCACUAGAGUUUAAUGAGAGGGUGUUGUGGCCAGCACAAGAGAAAUGGGCUAGUGGCGAUUGAAAAUAAGGAGAUGGGGUUGCUGAUAAUUCAACAGAGCCAUUUAUUAAGAGACAUCAUGCUGCUCACAUAUCUUAAAACUAUAUGUUAUUAUGAAAAGCAUUGUUCUGUGACCAACCCUGGUUUCUGUUUUUUAUGAUCCGAAGCAUGUUGUUAGUUUCUAGGGACUCAAUCUUACAUAAAGUUCACAGUGUCCCAGUAAUUGUGCCAGGACCUUAUGUUUUCUCAUGGUUUCAAGCUUAUAUGAAAUUAAUCUUAGGAGGAGGGAAACAUCCCAGUUACCGAAGUUUCUAGCUUCCUGGGAGUUCUCUACAAGAGGGUAGGUGUGGAAAUUGACUUGAAAUGGAGAGAUUCUUGAUGUAAGGAGAAAAAUUAGGAGAUUAUUUCAAAAAACCAGAUGAGUACUCCUGAACAAGGGUAGUGGUUAUGUGAGAGAAUAGAAGGGAAUGGGUAUGAAAUGUGGCAUAGGAACAAUGAGAUUUAGCAAGCGAUUGGAGAUAUGGAAUGAAUGGUUAAGGAUAUUGGCAGAUAAAUGUACCUGAUUGACUAGAAGGAUGCAGUGCCCUCAUUAUAAGAAAGAAUCUGGAGGGAAAGAUACUUAAUUCUAUUUUGGACAUGCUAAAUUUAAAGAUACCCACAGAAUAUCCUAUUUGAAAUGUCCAAUAGACAAUUCAGAAUAGACUCCCAAAAAUAAAAAGAAGAACUAGUAUCAUAUAUAAAGAGAAAUUCAUAUUACAAAAGAUACAAGGAACAUGGUAUUGACCUCUAAAAGUUUACCAUUUCCACUGUUUCUGUUUAAUUACUUAUUUUUUCCCCCUAAAAGAUGCAUCAUGGCAUGUGGCAAGAGCAUUGGACUUGAAAUUAAGAAAUUCGAGUUCUACCUUUCAUAUGGAAUAACUGGGUGAUCAUGGACAAGUCACCUAAUCUAUUCAAGCCUCAGUUGAUUCACACUUGUAAAAUGGAAGUAAUGAUAUUGUAACUCUGAACUCUCCCCAAAUGAAUUGGUAUGUGUAAAUUGCUUUGAAAUCAAAAAAAGUUACCAACAUGUCAAUCAUGAUUAUCUUCACAGAUCAAGUUCUGUUAACAUGGGGAAAAGACAAAAAAAAAAAAAAUGCAGCUUCUUUUUUUUCAUUGUUUCAAUGUUAAUUUCUUUCUAGAUUAGAAUAUGGUAACAUGCAUUUGGAAUUUUCUUUACUAUUACAACUGAAUUCUCUCUUUUUUUUUUUUUUUACAGAAUGAAGGGAUACAUGUGUUCUUCUAAAUAUCCUCUACGACAGAAGAUUUUCAUCCUGUUUUUGACACUAUGGUUGUUCUCUUUAUUGAAACUUUUAAAUGUGAAAAGAUCCUACUUUUCUGGAAAAGGCAUAUAUUUAGUCGAACGAUCUUUAAGCACUUCAUCGUAUGUCAGAAACAGGUAUACUUUUGUCAGAGGUGAAUCCAGGUAUAAAAUUAACUGUUCCCAUAUUUAUGAGCAGGAGCCUGUGGAGAUUGGCAAGACUUUGGAGAUAAGAAGGAAAGACAUCAUUGAUUUAGAUGAUGAAGAUGUUGUAGAAAUGACAAGAGAUUGUAAGAUCUAUCAGUCCAUAAGAAGAUACCACCUGAAGCCUGUUUCAGUGGAAGAGCAAAGAUUCCCAAUAGCUUAUUCUUUGGUGGUUCACAAAGAUGCCAUCAUGGUUGAAAGGUUGAUCCAUGCAAUAUACAAUAGUCACAAUAUUUUCUGCAUCCAUUAUGAUCAGAAAUCACCUAACACUUUCAAAUUAGCUAUGGACAAUUUAGCCAAAUGCUUUUCCAACAUUUUCAUAGCUUCCAAAUUAGAGACAGUAGAAUAUGCUCACAUUUCCAGGCUCCAAGCUGACUUGAAUUGCUUAUCUGACCUGCUCAAAUCCCAUGUUCCAUGGAAGUAUGUUAUUAACCUUUGUGGACAAGAUUUUCCUUUAAAAUCAAAUUUUGAACUAGUAACUGAGUUGAAGAAACUAAAUGGGGCAAAUAUGUUGGAAUCAGUAAAGCCAAGUAACAGCAAAAAGGAAAGAUUCACUUAUCACCAUGAACUCAAAAUUGUGCCUUAUGACUACACGCUAAUGCCUGUAAGGACAAACAUUUCCAAGGAAGCUCCACCCCACAACAUUGAGAUUUUUGUGGGUAGUGCUUAUUUUGUUUUAAGCCGAGCCUUUGUUAACUAUACUUUCAAUAAUCCCAUCGCUAAAGAUUUUUUUGAGUGGUCUAAAGAUACAUACUCCCCAGAUGAACAUUUCUGGGCCACCAUGAUCCGAGUACCAGGAAUACCUGGGGAGAUUUCCAGAUCAGCACAAGAUGUCACAGAUCUACAAAGUAAAACCCGACUGGUCAAAUGGAAUUACCUGGAAGACCAUUUCUAUCCUCCUUGUACUGGAUCUCAUCUCCGUAGUGUAUGUAUCUAUGGGGCAGCUGAAUUAAGAUGGCUUAUGAAAUAUGGACACUGGUUUGCCAAUAAAUUUGAUUCCAAGGUAGACCCAGUUUUAAUAAAAUGUUUGGCUGAAAAACUUGAAGAACAACAGAGAGAAUGGGUUCGUUUAUCUUCAGAAAAAUUAUUUAUGUUUGGAAGUCCCAGGUCUGUGUCACUGUGAACUACCAUGAUAGAAAUAUUAUAAUGAAGUCAUGAUUGUUUUUAAUAAAUUUAUAUUAUAUGAUGAUACGUAGCAUCAUUAUGAUUACAUAAAUGUUAUUCUCCUAGAUUUUGAAAGAUGUUUGAUACAUGGGGAUGGAAGAGUAUUAUCAAAAGCUGGAAUACUGAUAAUCUACCUGUCUGUAUCACACCUUUUACAAUUCCACUGGAUGGAAUUUUUGUGAUCUUCAAAAUAUUUUGGUAUCAAAGGGCAAAUUAUACUAAUGAGGCAUAUCAUGCCUUUGGAAACUUCUCAUCAAAUUCAUAUAUGGCACCUUUAUAUUGACCUUGAGACCUUCAUAGUAGUCCAUGUGGUAAUUAGACACUGCUGAAGGAAAUUUGGUCAGAGCACACAAAAGGGAACAGUGCAUUUCAGAUGGUCGUUAAGCCCAGUAAUGAACAUUCCAUUCCUCUCUCAUUUCAGUUGCUUAACUUUUUAAAAAACUUUUGAAAGACUAGGAGGGAGGACUAUGUACUACCUCAGAAGAGCUGGAAGUCCAACUUCCUGCCAUAUCAUAGUUUGCAGGUAAUUUAAUGCACCUUAUACUCAGGGUGCCUGAUGGCACAUGUGUAGAGGGCCAGAACUCUGGAGAAGUAUACUUGAGACAAGGUGUUAACUCAGUGGAAUUGAUGAGAUGAUGGUUCUCUAUUAUAUACUUAAUACUUAUGGUGAUAUAAUGGUUCUCUAGUUCACACAUAUUCAGUAUACUCUAAUGAUGUAAUUGUAAUAGGGUAUUUAAACUGGGGACAAAGUCAGACUCAAAGGGAGACUAGUUGAGACUGGCAGACUGCUGAAGGAGACUGGGUGACUAUGACAGACACAUAUACUGUAAGGAGACUUUAGACUCUAUUCCGAUCCAUCCUUGUGGUGACUAUCCUGCUGAGACCAAGGCCCUUCUGGAGGACCUCCAGAAAGCUAGUCUAGACAUUACCUCCCUGUGGUGGUGAAAUGCACUAGGCAGAGUUGAAAACUCAAGGUAUUUCUGGGAUGCUGUAUACCACAUUACUCAGUGAUACCACUGAAUGGCACGACUUUUAAAAAUUCACAACUAAGUUAAGCAUUAAACCUGGGAAUCCAGGGCCAAUGUAUAGUCUUGUUAGACUAGAAGCCUUCUGUAUAUUUGGUAUGACUUGUUGAACUUGUGGAACUAUCAUGCUUAGAGUCACUGUGAAUUUUCUGCAAAAGAAUGUGUAGAAAAUGGCAGCUUUCUAAAGAAAAUAACUCACUUAUUUCACUAUGCCCAUGGCAAUUGUUCCAAAACGUGAGCUGGUGGGGCAAUGGAUUUGACAUCAGAGGACCCAGGUUUAAAUCUUGGUGCUACCACUUACACCUCUGUAUUAUUUUGGGCAAACCAUUUCGUCUUCUUGGACCUCAAUUCCCUCAGAUAUAGAAAUGGGUUAACACCUCUUAGCUGUGUGAUCCUGGACAAGUCAGUUAAUUCCAAUUGCCUCACCACAAAAAAAGAAAAAGAUAUGAAAAGGGAAAGGAGGAACUGGAUUUUUAAUUCUAAAUGAUUUCAAGUAGAUAAGUUUUAAAACUGGAGAAACUCUGUUUAUCCCAUCCCUUAGUGUAACUACAAAAUAGAAAAAAAAAAGUUUUCCAAGUGAACAAUUAAAAUAACUAAAGUUCUUACCUCAGACUUCAGUGAUAUUAGUGUGGAUAUUUCCCCACCAGUGCAUCUUCCAGCUUCUUCCAUCUAGGAUUUAGUGUAGUCUUCAUGAAAUCUGUCUCUUGGUGGUCAGUCCUCUUGUGAUAAACCUCUCUUGACUUUUCUAAAUUGGACUUAAGAUGACAAGCACAAAGUCUGUGUUUCAGCUGUGGUCAAAGUUAAAUAAGGACCUUCCAGAGUUUGUCUCUUGUUUUCAUUGACCUUUGACAACCCAGGGUCAGGGGACAACUAACUCACUCCCUUUAAUAACAUCAGAGUCAAACUGGAGUGGGAGAUUUGGAGUAACAGUGCUGAGAAUUUCUGUUCUUUGGAACUGGUUCAUGGAAUUUCUAUAACAUAAGUAAUUAAGAUCCAAUUUAUUUUUAAAUAGCUAAGAGGGCAAGAUGUUUGAGGAAAGGUUGGAGAGUCUUAUGAACAACUGGAAAUUUUAAAUGUUGUAGAAUUUAGGUGAAUGUUUUUGAGUUUUCUUAGUUUAAAAAAAAAAAUACCCUCAGAGGUAGUUAUCUAUACCAAAAAAACAAAACAAAAAUUUUUAAAACCUGGUCAGAUGAUUGUAAUGGCAAUAUUUGACUAUAUUAUUACAUGUAUAGUUUUUUCUGGGUUUUGUUUCAUAAUCAUGUGAAAUGCACUUUCAUUUAUUUUAUGAAACAUGUUACUGCUAAGCAAGAUGACAUCUUUCCCUCUUUUUCCUUCCUUUUUUUUCCCCCUCCACAUUCUCUUCCAAGCAUUUCAACCAAAUAUAGCUCAUCCAAAGCCUCUGAUCUUAAAUAAGACUAAAAAUAAGUCACUCUCAGAGUACUUCAAUGAUUCAGCCAGAGAUUCCUUUUGUAAUUAAUUAGACUAACUUAAGUGGACAUUUCCAGAUCCUAUUGAUGUCCAUGGUGGCAAUGAGAAAUAGGCAGCUGUUGAGAUAAAAUCCAAGGAAGAGACCAUUAUCGUGGGUAAAGUACUAGUCUUGAAAUCAGGACUACCUGCAUUCAAAUUUUGCUUCAGGCCAGCCAUGUGACCCUGGCCAAGAUCUAUAAUUUCUCUGGGCCUCAAUUCUUUGUCUAUAAAAUGAGAGGGAAGAACCAGAUGGUCUCUAAAGUCAUAUCUAGUUCUAAGUCUGCAAUCCAUAAUCUAAAACAGUUUCUCUCCUCUUAGAGUGAAUCUAUGCAUUGAGAAAUGUUGUUAUUUAUCAAUCAUUUUAUUGCCACAUACAAAUGGAAACACAAAACCAUUAUAGCUUUAAUUUCAAUGAUAUGUGAUUUAUUAAAUGCAAAGAAUUGUGCUGGGCACAAAAGGAUAUUCAAAGAUAAAUAAUACCUGGUCUCUACCCUUAAGGAGUUCAUAUAAUCUUGGAAGGGAGAUAAUAUCAAUACAUCUCUUUCUCCAAACCUUUCUGCCUAGGUUGGCAUCUAUUUCACAGCUUUGAUCAUAACACCCCACUGUUCAAAAAACCUUCUGUAGCUCCCAUCGCCUACCAGAUAAAGUUCAAAAAUGCAGGAGCUACCCUUUAUUUUCUGAUUGUUAAUCUUUUUUAUACAUCAGAUAAUGAGGUUGCAUAUGUCAUGUCUGGGAAGCUUUGACAGUGAGCUGCGUGAGUGAAAUUAAAUACCUUUACUAUUUCUUAAUCUGUUCUCUCUGAGCUUUUUGCAAUUUACUCUUCUGUCAUUCCAGGAUAUGGAAAAACCUGCAAAUAAUUUUGACAGGUGACCCACUCCCUCAUUCUUCAAAUAUGUCUUUAAAACCUGACUUGUAGUGAAAUCUUUCAACAUUUAUCUCUGUCCUGACAUUGCCCUUCUAAGAAUUAGGAAUGUGAGUCUUUUAAAUUAAUCCUAUGCGUAGUAUUUAUUGGAUUUUGACUAUAAGUUCUUUAAAAGUGAGAACAGGAAUUUUGUGAUUGUAAAUGAUUUAUGUAUGAGUAUUAAAUAAUGUUAAUAAUGAAAAAUGCUACUGUCUAAUUUAUAUCAUGUAAAUAAUGCCAUGUUACAAAAACUUGAUAAAUGUCAAUGUUUAUUGUUUUCAAUACUAUGAAUUGAAAUUUCUUUAUAUGUGAAAUAGAAAGUGUCCUCCUGCCCCUUCAAAUGUGACAACAGAUGUAUAUUUUGACAUAUUUCAUAAAAAAAUAAUUUAUCAGGAAUUUUGAAAUUAUAUUCUAUCUAAAUAAAUAUGUGAAGUAUUAUUGUAUACCUGUUCAUAGAAAGUAUAACCACAGAGUGACUGGAGCUUUGGUUUGCUUUAGUAUUUUGACAGGCUAAUUUCUAAAUUCUCUCCUUGUAGGUUACCUUUUCACAGAGCCCAUCUUUUCAAUUAGAUGCAUUUUGAAUACAUUGUUAGUGCAUUUUUGUAUUAUACUGCUGCUGAAUGUUAAUUUUCUGAUAUUUUAAAAUAAAAUGUAUUUGAAAUGAAUUUAAAA
Molecule: messenger RNA, 7281 nt
Organism: Antechinus flavipes (yellow-footed antechinus)
Lineage: Eukaryota; Metazoa; Chordata; Mammalia; Dasyuromorphia; Dasyuridae
Gene: GCNT4
Product: glucosaminyl (N-acetyl) transferase 4
Exons: 1
Coding region: 1808-3175 (455 amino acids)
Cellular component (GO): membrane
Molecular function (GO): acetylglucosaminyltransferase activity
Source: RefSeq, a predicted model, not a curated record